Molecule: messenger RNA, 1626 nt
Organism: Alligator mississippiensis (American alligator)
Lineage: Eukaryota; Metazoa; Chordata; Crocodylia; Alligatoridae
Gene: ANXA5
Product: annexin A5
Exons: 12
Coding region: 102-1067 (321 amino acids)
Biological process (GO): negative regulation of coagulation
Cellular component (GO): cytoplasm
Molecular function (GO): calcium ion binding; calcium-dependent phospholipid binding
Source: RefSeq, a predicted model, not a curated record
CCCGCCCAGGGCUGGGGCGUCUCCUGCAGCUCCACCCCGGCCCGCGCACUGUCUGUCUCGCUCGCCCUCUCUCGCAGCCGCAGCCGUCCCGUCCCGAAGCCAUGGCCAAGUACUCAAGAGGCACAGUGAAGGACUUCUCUGGUUUCGAUGCCAGAGCUGAUGCAGAAGCUCUUCGUAAGGCAAUGAAAGGAAUGGGCACUGAUGAAGAGACUGUCCUGAAGAUCCUUACAAGCAGAAGCAAUGCCCAACGCCAAGAAAUAGCAGCUGCUUUUAAAACCUUAUUUGGCAGGGACCUUGUAGAUGACCUGAAAUCAGAGCUGACUGGCAAGUUUGAAAAGCUGAUGGUGUCUUUGAUGAAACCGGCACAACUUUUUGAUGCCUAUGAACUGAAACAUGCUAUUAAGGGAGCAGGAACUAAUGAAAAGGUGUUGACUGAAAUUCUUGCCUCCAGGACACCUGCAGAGCUACGGAGUAUAAAACAAGUUUAUCAAGAAGAAUAUGAGUCUGACUUAGAAGAUAAGAUCACAGGAGAAACAUCUGGUUUUUAUCAGAGGAUGCUGGUAGUCCUUCUUCAGGCUAAUAGAGAUCCUGAUGGCAGAAUUGAUGCAGGUCUAGUUGAGCAAGAUGCUCAGGUCUUGUUUAAGGCUGGAGAGCUGAAAUGGGGAACAGAUGAAGAAAAGUUCAUCACCAUCUUGGGAACUCGAAGCGUCUCACAUUUACAGAAGGUGUUUGACAAAUACAUGACUAUUUCUGGCUUUCAAAUUGAAGAAACCAUUGACCGGGAAACCUCUGGUGAUUUGGAAAAGCUGCUUCUUGCUGUUGUGAAAUGUGUCCGAAACGUACCUGCCUAUUUUGCUGAAUGCCUCUUUUAUUCCAUGAAGGGAGCUGGUACUGAUGAUGAUACCUUGAUCAGAAUCAUGGUUUCAAGAAGUGAAAUUGAUAUGCUGGACAUUAGACGUGAACUAAGAAAGAACUUUGCAAAAUCCUUGUACCAGAUGAUUCAGAAAGAUACAUCUGGGGACUACAGGAAAGCACUCCUGCUCCUCUGUGGUGGAGAGGAUGACUGAUGCCAUCAGUGACAUGAAGAAUUCAUCCUGCUCUUGCCUUGCAGCCCUGCAAUUACCCUGUCUUGCUCUGUUCUUGUAUGAUAAUGCUUUGUGGCUGCUUAUAUUUACACCAUUAUCAUGAUUGUCAAAAAUGGGCAUCUUGUUAUGCGAGUGCUAUACAGUCUCUCUUACUACUGCCAUCCAAGUAGAAGUCUGUGUGUCCCAACCCCUGGGAAUUUUUAAAGUGCCUUUUAUGAAUAUGCGAGUGUUCUCCUCUUCAUGGAAGCUGGGCACUAAACCAAGAAUCUGGUUCUUUCAAGAUAUUUUGCUGACUUCGGGGGGGGAAAAAACCCCAACACAUUCCAAGAAGAACUGAAAUAGAAUUGAACCUCAUUUUUUUUUACUUCACUUACUCCGCUCACUGCAUUUCCAUUAAAAUAUUAGGCAAGCUUUAAAAUUAUGAAUGAAGGAAAAUUAUUCGUUAUAUAUCCUAUCCGGUGCUAUUAAAAUAACAUUGCUAACUAACAUUGUGAGCUGUCAUUGGAGAUGUAAUGGACCAAUAAACUUUUGCCCUUCUCAA